CUUUUUUCUCUGUUCUUGACAUUACAUUUCUCGGCUUCCUGCUGUUAGACAUUCUCAUGUUACUGUGAGAGGUUUUUUGAGAAGUCCAAGGCUUGGCCCAUCUGCCUUGAAGUCUUUUCAGGCGGAUUCCACCUGAGAAACGUACUGCUGGAUAGUGCUUGCUGGAUACCAUGGGGAGAUAGCUUUUUCCCCCCUGAAAGUAUGUUUCAAAGGCAGUGGACACAGUCUGAAUCUAUGAAAUAACCUGAAAUUGUCAUCAUUUUUCCCUCCUUUUUAAAAAUUCUGUGCCAGAAGAAGUGAGUUCAGAAGGAGACUUGCUGCCAUUUUCAGUAUGAAAUAAAUGGGUAGGAGGUAAUUUUCUGUGUGGUCUUUAGGGUGCCUGCCACAAUCAUGGAUGCUCUGUAAACCCAACUUGAUGAUUUUGCGUAGGGUUAAAUCCAUAUUACUUCCUCUAGAAGUUAAGAGUAUGCGCCUUCAGAAGGAAUUUGAUACCCCAUGUGUUGGUAAUCUACAAGAAGAUGCCUCCAGGCAUGCUUAGAGUUUGUGAAGAUACUGUUGGGUAAGGUGCGCUGAGAAGUUACCCUGGAAGGAGUGAAGCUGCUACUGCCUGCACCUCUGACCUAAGUCUUUUGACCUCGUCCUUUCGGCUGAGGACUGUGAAGUCUUUUGAUCUGACUGGUUCAGGUUAGGUCACUGGUGCAGUUAACUCGAAUAAGCUGCUUGGUUUGCUUGGCAAGUUCUGUGUUGUUUGAGGAUAGGUAAACAGACGGGUCCUCUGGCUGGAUUUGGCUUUAGGAUUCACUCAGGCUGGUGGUCCUCAAACGGAUGGGCUUCAGAAUCAUCCGGGAAACUUGGCUGACAUAACGUGUUUCUGAAGUCCAUCUCCAGAAAUUCUGAGUUGGAAGAUUGAAAAUCUUACUGUGUACCUCAGGUGACCCGGGUUUGAUGCAGCCCUCAGACUUGCACUUUGGCCUUACGUAUGUGCCUGCAAGUUCAAGUCUAAGUCUGACAGGGGGGAACAUCAGGUUUGAGUCCUUGCAGGCCCCUCUUAGCUUUGUGACUUCUGAGUUAAUGGAUCUCUCUUGUUCUGACCUGCAAAAUGGGGAUGAUGAUAGGUUGGCCGAAAUGCCUCCCUCACCGGCCUCUUGUGGGGAUCAGAAUGAGCUGACAGAAAAAGCAGCCCCAACCUAAGAAAGCCCUACAUAGGUUCUUCAGCUCCAGCUCACAUUCUCUAGAAUUUUUAGAUGAGAAAAGCUUGGAGAGGGUUUUUGUAUCCUGAAAAUCCAGGAGGGCAUUGCUUAAGAUAGGCUUGGAAUACUUUGUAAAAUAAGUAACAAGUUCUUUUACUGUUUCUUGUUCAGCUUGGUGGUGGUAUUGAGGAGUCCAGCUCCUUUAGGUUUUCAGACAGUGAUUUUGAUCCUGUUUUCCCCAAGUGACAGUGAAGUCUAAACACACAUUUCACUAUUUUCUUUUAAAUAAAGAUUCGGUGAUUCAGUCAUUCAGAUUCAUGGAUUUAAAAAACUUGUAUUUUCUUCAAGGUGUACUCUCUAGAAUGUAAUGUGGUUUGGGAAAGGAAGCAGUUCUCUUCUGCUAUAAUCAGAGUGACUCUAGAGAAGUUUUUCUGUAAGAAUUUUAUAAGGUUUGGUAUGAGGAGCUCCUUUUGUGAUGUUGACCCCAGUUCACCACAGUCCACAAACAAAACCUAGGCUUUAAGCCUGAUGAACCUAAUCAGAUUAGCUUGCUAGGUAGCGUGUGGGUGACCCAAAUCUGACCAGUGUCAGCAGAGAGAGUGGAAGUUGAACCACAUUGAAGCCGAGCCUGUGGUCAGUGUUGACUUAGAAGUAGGACUGUGUCAUACUUUCGAAUUCACACAUUGCAGUUAUAAAAUUUUAAGAUCAGAUGAGUUCAUAUUUAGUUCUGAUACUUGAUUUUUUCUUACUGUUUUAACAUUUGAGGAUAUAACCGAGUACAGGGUCUUUUGUCUGAAAGAAAGUCCAUGGAGGGAUUCUGUACUUAACACAUGCAGCGCUUGUCUGUGGUUAGAACCAUUAACCCAGAUGACUUCAGCCGGAUUGUUAUGCAGUUACAACUGUUGUAGGUCUGUUUCCCUUUUGGCCGAAUCUGAAUUGGAAAGAAAUGUUAUCUUAGUCCUUGGAACACAGAGGCGCUCAGUUGAGGUGGUUAGGGUAGUUUCGUUAAACUGGUUAUGUAGAUAAGCAGGUCUACCCUUAGAGUUGGCUUUUGUAGGCCCCUUAAUCCAAGACCUUUAAGUCAGGACCAUAAAAAUUAAAAUCUAAAUAACCUGUAUUUAUACUGGAGGCUUUGAGGUACUGAAAUGUAAAAUGAAAAUAGCCUGCACAGACCAGUUUCUGCAGGUAGGGAGAGGCAAAUCUUUGUCCUGUGACUGUUUGUAAGCAAACCAGGUUAGCUGCCAAAGCUUAGAACUUUGUAGAUGGUAUCGAGAGAGAUUUAGUAUUGCAAAGUGAUGUCACUGGUUUGCAGUUCUGUCUGAUGUCUGUCUUUAAAAAAAAAAAAAAAAAAAAUCCUCCUUUUUCCUGGUUUAUUUUGAAUGUUUUUCCCAGUCUGCAGGAAUUGUUGGUGGGGAUAGGCUGGAUGCAGGUAUGAGGAACGAGGAGGAAGAAGAAUUUAUUACAUUUACUGAUGUCUUUAACUUUCAGUUCUGGUUGUAGAAUGAGAUUUGGGAAGUUGGUAGGUGUGAUUCAGCCCAUCUGCGUAAGUUCUAACAGAGCUGGAUGGUUCUUACUAGUUUCCAGUGGGGGCAGAGGUGAGUUUCUAAGAUGCAGCCUUAAUGGAUGAUUCACAAAUUGCAGGGUAGACUAUUAAAGUUAAGUCCAAGGUCAAGCAUACAAGUGGGUAGACUGAAUAUAUAAAGGGAGUGUGUGGCUAGAGUCCUUCUCUGACCUUUACCAAAAUGAAUGAGGGAGUCAGUGCUUUGGCCAGGAGGCCAGGGACCAGGAGCUGAGAGACCACAGCCCUUCUCCAGGGCCCUGCAUCCCGGGUCUGCAGAGCAGAGCUUUCCACUGGCUCAGUGAGGAGUGGAGCAAGGAUGGUUUCCCCAAGAUCUCUUCUGGGCCAGGAGAGAGUUAACUUAGGUCUGUAAAAAGCUGAUAGGGUACUGGAGCAGAAAAGAAUGGAAGAAUGCCUAAGUUCCGGCAGAUAUUGCCCCUGAAGUCCAGUUUUCAUCAGGAGAAGUAUAGGAUUUUUUCAGACAAAAGCACAAUGUUUCUCAGCAUCAGCUACCUACAUUUUGCAUGUGAAAUUAUUUUUUUUAAAUACGAAAUUUAUUGUCAAAUUGGUUUCCAUACAACACCCAGUGCUCAUCCCAACAGGUGCCCUCCUCAAUACCCAUCACCCACCCACCCCUCCCUCCCAUCCCGCAUCAACCCUCAGAUUGUUCUCAGUUUUCAAGAGUCUCUUAUGGUUUGGCUCCCUCCCUCCGUUUCUCUCUUUUUUUUUUCCCCCUUCUCCUUCCCCGUGGCCUUCUGUUAAGUUUCUCAGGAUCCACAUAAGAAUGAAAACAUACGGUAUCUGUCUUUCUCUGUAUGACUUAUUUCACUUAGCAUAAUACUUUCCAGUUCCAUUCACGUUGCUACAAAAGGCCAUAUUUCAUUCUUUCUCAUUGCCACAUAGUAUUCCAUUGUGUAUAUAAACCACAAUUUCUUUAUCCAUUCAUCAGUUGAUGGACAUUUAGGCUCUUUCCAUAAUUUGGCUAUUGUUGAGAGUGCUGCUAUAAAGAUUGGGGUACAAGUGCCCCUAUGCAUCAGUACUCCUGUAUCCCUUGGGUAAGUUCCUAGCAGUGCUAUUGCUGGGACAUAGGGUAGAUCUAUUUUUAAUUUUUUGAGGAACCUCCACACUGUUUUCCAGAGUGGCUGCACCAAUUUGCAUUCCCACCGACAGUGCAAGAGGGUUCCCGUUUCUCCACAUCCUCUCCAGCAUCUGUAGUCUCCUGAUUUGUUCAUUUUGGCCACUCUGACUGGCGUGAGGUGGUAUCUGAGUGUGGUUUUGAUUUGUAUUUCCCUGAUGAGGAGCGACGUUGAGCAUCUUUUCAUGUGCCUGUUGACCAUCUGGAUGUCUUCAGCAUGUGAAAUCUUGAAAAAAAUCUCACUGACAAUGAAAUUGUAAAGUGUACAACUUCUGUGUUUUAAUGCAAGUUUUGACUCUAAAAGAAGGAGCUUUGACAGAAGUAAUAAGUGGUUCAACAACACGUGUUUGACUGCAAGCUGCAGGAAGAGCUUUGCCAGUAAUACAGCAGGUCCCUCCUUGUCCUCAGAGGAUGCAUUUCCAAGACCCCAGGGGCUGCCUGAAACCGUGGCUAGUACUGGUCCCCAUGUAUACUAUGUUUUUUUCCUGUACAGAUAUACUUAUGAUGGAAUAAUUUACAAACUAGGCACAGUAAGAGAUUAGCAACAACUAGUAAUAGAACAGUUGGAAAAGUAUGCUGUAAUAAAAGUUAAAGGUACGUGGUCUCAGAGUAUCUUUGUGUACCGUACUUACCCAUCUGGUGACGAUGUGAGAUGAUGAACUGCCCACGUGGUGAAAUGAAGUCAGGGGGACGACGCAGGGGCUGUGACGUAGCAUUAGGCUACUAUUGACCUUCUGAGGGUAUGUCAGGAGGAGGACGCAGUUGACUGUGGGUGGCGGGGGCUGCAGAGAGGGAACCGUGGAUGAAGGGGGACUGCUGUGUGCCUGUCCCUGAAUCGCCCUGUGUAGUACAAGAAUCUAAACAGCCCACACCCAGGACCUGCCAUGGCUCAUCCUAGUGGGCAUGAGUUGCCUUCAGGUUCCUUUCCUCUGUCGCUGUCUUGGCAGUUGUUUUAUCGUGUUCGUAUUUGCAUUUCUUGCAUUGGGGCCCGUUGAUAGAUUUUGAAGUAGUUCUAGUGGUUUUAAGGUCUGUCACACCUCAUGGUCGUUUGGAUUUUAACAUUCUAAAGGUUUCUAACCCAAUAUCCGCCUUUUUUUUUUUUUUUUGUAUUUUAUGUUUUUCUACAAAAUGAUGUGAGAGUUAAAACGUAUGAUUAUAUAUGAGUGCUGUUUUUAGUUUGAAAUUUAAAUCCUGCAUGGUUGAAUGGAAUAAACUGUGUUUUUUACAGGUAACUCUAGGCUAUCCCAGCUUGCUUCUGUGUGCACCUCCCUCCCUAUUAAUUUUAAAGGCUGAGAGAAGAAAUAAUGUCGAAUGAAAUAAAAAUAAUUAAAACAAUUUUCCUAAGAAUUUCUAAUUCUGUGACUUAAUAUUCUCUCUCCCCCCCCCCCCCCCAGUCUUUAAGGAGUGUUUUUCUUUUUUGGGGGAGGAGGUGGGUAAGUAGUUACUGAACCACAUUGAGAAUCUGCCUUUUUUCUUGCAUCAUGGUACUUUGAAGUCUCUGGCAUUUGAACCUGAGUUUGGCACUGGUGUGGAGAGGAAGAGCAUGGUUUUAAAUGUCAUGCGAGUGGGUACAGUUGUUGACCUCAACUAAGGUGUGAUCUUGAACUUGAUACUAAUCUUCAGGGUCCCCUCCAGUUCCAGCAGUCACUGACUUCCCUCUCAUUUAUGCACGUUCGAAAAGGAAAAGCCUCUCUCCUUGGAUAUCAGGUUGUAUCUGAAAAUUGUUGACAAAUUAUAUAAAGCAGAGAAGAAAACAAGUUUUUGUUUGUUUUAAAGUCUGUCGAGGAAUAAUUGACACACAUAAUUAGGACACAGGUUUUGAUGUCUAGAAGCUCUACAGUGGUAGAGCCGGAAGGACGGUGUUGACACCGCUACUCAGUGGAGCAGAGGUACCACCCCUGCAGUGGGUUCUUGCGUCCGUCACCCCAGCCCUGGUGACCUGGGAGUUGCUCCUUCCGGCAGCACCCUGGCAUCUCUGCUGUAGGGAACCACUGUCUCCUUCGGAUUGGCGGGGGAUGCCCGAGCUAGUCUCAGGUAGCUUUUUCCAGAAUUCGUUUUUGUGCAGAGAUUGAUCUAGAAGAUUUUACUUCUAAACAUCUUCCUUCCCAUUUCUGUUUUUGGUUUUUUGGGUUUUGCUUUGUUUUGUUUGGUCUUUUGUUUAACCUGAGUUACUGAUGAUCAUAUUUUUACUCUUUUUAGGUAGAAGUUUUCUGAACUUUCUUUACCUAAAAAGAGAAAUUCAUCUUAAUAUUUCUCCAUUUUUCUCCUGUUUCUUCCCAGGGAAGGAGAAAUAUAUUUAUUAUGACAGAAUUUAGCAUAUUUUAGUCCCAUAUGGAAACAUUGGUAAGUGCAGGAGCUGCUGUGAGUAGAAAUGGGACAUUGGACUGAAAAAUGAAAAUUCCCCCCAAAAUGAGUGGGAAGCAGUUAAAUGUGGGGGCAUUAGCCAUGUUUUCUUUUUUUUUUCUUCAAUAAAUCCUUUUAGUUUAUUAAUAUCUAGUUCAAUAAAACUCUGAUUUUAAAGACCUCGUGCACCUUUUAUGACCUUUCCUUGAACCACUUUACUUUUGAUGUUCUCCGUUGUGACAAAAUUGUGUUUCCAUUAUUGAUGAAAUGGGAGCAGACUUUUUGUCUGUUGGUGUUAUCUUCGUGGUGUAGGUCUCGGGAGAAGGUCUUGUUUGGUGGUAAAGUAACAUUUUGGUAACAUCUCGGUAAUGAAAUGCGAUUUAGCUGGGUAUCUUUAAACCUGGAAUCCAUGUCCCUGAGUGGGAUCUUCCCACGAGAUCUACCUUUGGCCGAGUCACCCUGUUGUGUUGUGCCCUGGACCAAGAUUGAACACUGCUGCAUCUAGUCCAGGCCUCUCUCAGGCUGACUGAAGGACCCCCAUCCACAAUGCCCUUGUGGCCUUCCUCUUUCCAAAGCAUUGGAGCUCAUGCAGAGGACAGUGUAGAGAGCUGCUGUGCCUUCCAGUGUCCCAACUGUGGGGGUCAGUUAGCCUUUUGGUUUUGGUGAAUCCUGCUUGAUCAUCAGGCUCCCUGGCGUUUUCCACAGUUUCUGUGACAGGUGGGCACUGUGCUGUGUAUAUGUCCUAUGGGUCAUUUUGUACUCAUACUCGUCCUGGCUGUGUGUGCUGUAGCUCCUGUCAUUGUUGUAAGUUCAACUUUGUCAAUAAAAAGAAUGUCUCACAUUGGAUGACAGAUGGCUGUGUGGUAUGGUUUGUGGGAUGGAGUCUGAUGUUCCAUUUCGUGUUCUGUACAUGGAAUUGUCUCCUCUUCCUGGUUCUUUCGAAACGUGGCCAGCUGACUCUGGUGGAGUCAGGUGGAAGCCCUCGGAGUUCCACGAUGACUUCAUAGAGGAGCUACGUUGGACUCGGGGACAGCUGCCAAGAUGUCUCAGUUGAAAUGGAAGUCGAAAACCAAUAUACCUCUGUCAAAAAUAGCCAGCAAGGUUACCUGGGGAGAACAAAUUGGGUCAGGUGGCUACUCCAUCCUCUCUUCGUUUCCAGGUGUGUGCCGUGCCCCACCCCGCCACUUGCCCUAGAACAGGUAACUGUGAGGGUGUAGUUGUGGGGAUGGCUUUUCCUGAUCAUAGCUGUUCUCUAAUUCCAAAUAGAAAAUUCUCUAUCUCGAUUUUUCUUCCUCCAGUAUUAGAGGACUAGUACUUCUCUCUGCUUCUUAGUCUUACCCUUGACCUUUUCUCUUCGAGGUCUCUUGCCUUCAACCAGUGUUUUUCCCUUGUUUCCGUCCACAGACAUACACAGAACAGUGUGUUUUGGUCAGACACAUACUUUUCUCUUAAUGAAACUUUUAGUAAUUUGAAAUAAUUAAAAAUAUUUAAAUAGUUAGAAGAAUGGUAUCAAGAACUCCCCCUUUGUCCAGACUGUGAACAUUUUGCUUUAUCAUUGUAUAUGUUUGUUGAACAUUUGAGAAUAAAUUACACUGUGCCCCUUAUACUAUACUCAAAUGUGUAGUUCAUAAGAACAAGGACAUUCUCUUUUGUAACCACAGUACAGUAGUCAAAAGCAGGAAACAACAUUAACUUGGUCAUUAUCUAAGAAUAUAGAUAGUGUUCAAAUUUCAAAUGUUCACAUUUCACCAGUGGACCUAUUCAUGGCCCUUAGAACCCCCCCCAGCCCCCCAGCUCUAAAUACUGGAAUUCUCUGCCCAAAGUGCUUUGAAUCUGAUUCUUUGUGGGCCUGUUCCCCAGUGCAUCAACUUUUGAAGGCAGCCCCCUAGGUUUAAGGUAACCGUGGGGCAGUAGUGGUGAGGUGUGGCCUGCAUGUGGGCUGAGGUGUCCGUCCCACAUGCCACCAUGCAGAAGCCCCUUGUCAGGAUAGGUUGGGCAUGGUAGGUGCACAGAGGUCUUGGAGGCUGGCUGUCUCCACACGGCCAAAUUCUGGCACUUAGCUGAGGAGUUAAAGAAUUCUAAUUUUUUUUUUUUUAAUUUAAAUUUUAGUUAACAUACAGGGCAGUUUUGGUUUCAGGAGUAGAAUUCAGUGAUUCAUCACUUACAUACAACACCCCAUGCUCAUCAUCACAACAAAUGCUCUCCUUAGUGCCCGUCAUCCAUCUAGCCCAUCUCCCACCCACCUCCCUCUCAACCCAUAGUUUGUUCUCUAUCAUUAAGAGUCUCUUGUGGUUUGUUUCCCUCUCUUUUCUCCCCCUUCCCAUAUGUUGGUCUGUCUUGUUUCUUUAAUUCCAGAUAUGAAUGUUACCGUACGGUACUUGUCUUUCUCUGAUUGACUUAUUUUACUUAGCAUGAUACAUUCUAGCUCCAUCCAUGUCAUUGCAAAUGGUAAGAUUUCAUUCUUUUUGAUGGCUGAGUAAUAUUCCAUUGUAUGUAUGUAUGUAUAUCUAUAAAUAUAUAUAUACAUACACACACAUCUUUAUUCAUCAGUGAAUGGACAUUUGGGCUCUCUCCAUAGUUUGGUUAUUGUUGAUAAUGCUGCUAUAAACAUUAGGGUGCAUGUAUCUCUUUGAAUCUGUAUUUUUGUAUCCUUUGGGUAAACACCUAAUAGUACAAUUGCUGGAUUGUAGGGUAGUUCUGUUUUUAGUUUCUUGAGGAAGAAUUCUAAAUUUGAACCAGGUUUGCCAGGUUGUUAUGAAGGUAGUACAGUAACUUGAUUUCUAAGCACUUAAAAAGACUUGCUAUGUGGACCUAUAUUUGUUCUUUUGCCCUCGGUCCCAUAACUGUUAAGGGUAGUUGUUUACAAAUGUGUGUAUAUACAUCAACACGUGUUCUUGUAUGUGUAAAUACAUGCCUAUUUGUCAUUCUUUUAUAAAAAGUGGCAUUGUGUGUUCUGUUUUUUGCAUCUUACUUAUUAGUAUCUCAUGGAAAUCCCUGCUGGUUGUCUGCCGAAGGCCAGAUUCAUCCUUGUCAAAGCCAGUGUCUUCUGAGGACCUAAGAGAGAACUCUCAGUCUCAAAAGUCAUGUUUGUUCCAGGCACCCACCCCAGGUGGAUUCCAGAAGAGCGAGGAGGUUCUUAGCUCCCCAGCGUCAUCCAUCACUCUUAGCCAACAUGAGUCUCAACUGUUUACCCAGCUACCCAUGGCCAAGAUGGAGAAGAUGUUUGAGGAGGAUGUUGACUCAACCGGAGCCCUGGGCAUGAAGGCUUUCAUUAAGGCCACGAAGAAGAUUCUGAGCAAUGUGUCGGAUGAGAUGCUGGAGGCGCUGUUUUUGAAGGUGGACACAAACUGUAAUGGCUCCAUCACCUGGCAGAAGUACGUGGAUUACGUGAUGCGUGAGUUCCAGAGAAAGGAGAUGAUGAGGACAAGCCAGUACCGCCUGCGCUUCCACCUCCCCAUGAGGAUCAUCCCCCUGAACCAUGGAUGUGAGAUUGUGAAGGUGCAGAUUUUAAUCCAGCAGUUCAAGAAGAUUGGGCAUCUCCUGACUGUCACCAAGGACGGGAUCUUGCAGAUCUGGUCUGAGACCUUCUCGCUGAUUAACUCCUUUAGGCUUAACCAGAUCCAGCAGCCCCACCACCAGCCGAUGUGGGUCAUCGACAUGGUCUGUCUCCACAACAUGAACCUGAUAGCGAUUGCAUCUACCGACCAGAAGAUAGAGUUCUUUGAUAUCAGCAACCACAACUGUGCCCGGGCCUUCACCUUCACUGAUCUGGACAGUUGUGUCCUGACCAUAGACUACUGGUCUGACUGUCACAGAGGUGUGUUCUGCUAUGGGGACACCAAAGGCAAUGUCAUCGUCUUCACCUCCAGCAAUGUGACCCACGGGCUGUUCAACCCCCGAAUCCUCCCCAGGACCUCCAAAUGGGAUCACUGGACCAACGUUUCCGCACGGAAGCUCCUAAAUGAAAAGUCCCCUUUGUAUAGAAGUUACUGGCUGAAAGCUCUUCAUCCCAACUGGUGCCAGCAGGUCAAGUUCAUCCCCCAGCUGAACAUGGUGGCCUCCUGCUCAGCCAUUGAGAAGUCCUCUCUGGUGCUGACCUUAUUGCCGUCCAAAGGUCUAGAGAGCCCCAAGUUUUCAGUGCUGAACUUAAGAAAAGGGAUUCUUUGCUUUGAUUAUUGCCCAGACAAGAACUUGGUGGUGACUGGCGGCUAUGACCCCCUCAUCCGCCUGUGGAACCCCUUCUUCUCAAAAAGGCCCAUGUGGCUGAUGAAGGGGCAUCAGACCUCCGUGACGCACAUCCUCAUGAACAGCAAGAACAGCAGCAUCCUCUUCAGCAUCUCCAAGGACAAGAAUAUCCGCGUGUGGGACAUGCAAGACUACAUAUGCCUUCAGUCCUUUUGUGGGAAGCUCUUUGCCCUGGGCAACUGCCCCAUCACCAGCGCCUACUUCCACGAGAACAAAGACAGCCUCAUCUGCACCACCUACUCAAUUGGGAUCCUAAAAGGGUACUUGGAGACCAAGGGGCCUGGGAAAGCAGGGCAGAAGACCUCGACUUACAGCACACCCCUGUGUGCCAUCCUCUACAGUAAGAUUUUUAAGCAGGUGGUGAGCGGCUGCCUGAACAGCUUGGUGACAGUGUGGGAGAUCACGACGGGCAGGAGGAUGAUGGAGUUCUGUGUGACUGGGGACCAGCACGUGGAGCUGACCACCAUGUGCCUGGAUGAAUCAGAGCGGCGCCUCCUUACGGGUUUGUGCGACGGCACCAUAAAGAUGUGGAACUAUGCCGUUGGUGAAUGCCUGAUGACCUUCCCCAACCCGGACCAGCUGGAGGUUAGCGGGAUUGUCCACAUGAACAAGGUGUUCUACGUGACAGGAUGGAGUAAGAGAAUCACUUGUUUCACGCUCCACGAGACCAAGCCGAUGCUUCGGUGCCACCACUGGCAGAACUUCCACAAGGAAGAUGUCCUGAGCAUGGCCAAGUACCAGAACCAGUUCCUCGGGACCUCCUCCUACAACGGGGACGUCCUCCUCUGGAACGCCAACCUGUUCAAGCCCAUCCUCAAUUUCAACGCCUCUAAGAGCCCCUUGCCUUUGCUGCCCAAGAAGAUCCAAGAAGUGGACAACUCCCCGGCAGAGGGUUUCAGGUCCAGCAGGACCUAUGCGGAGCCCAAGAAGUGGGCACACAAAGCCCCCACACAGCCCCCGGGCCCCAGGGCCAAGACUGCGGCCAACGCUCACCUACAGCGGAAUGUGAUGUCAGCUCCCCCAGUGAUGAAACGCCCCAGAGACAGGGAGCCAGAGAAGCCCGUGCCCCUGCAGAAACCUCUCAGUGCUGAAAGCCCUAAGCUGUUUAGAAUACCCUAUGGCAGACAGUCAGUUCUCAGAGAUGCUCAAAGGAGAGGAGGGGAGUUCCAGAAGAAGGUUCUGCUGCAAUCCAAUGCAUCGGUGGAGAAGAUCAUCUUCCUGCAGACCAGGCCUCGCCUGCCACACAUAGCCACCCUGCUGAGCAGCUGCGUGGAUGGCCACAUCUAUGCCUGGUCCAUCCAUGGACGCGGAGGUCUGCUCGGGAAGUUCCCUGUGGACUUCGAAGACAAGGGGGAUGUGGUUGUGGGCGCCAUGGCCACUGAUGAAAAAGACUUGAUCCUCGUCACAGGGGAUUGUAAAGGAUACAUCAAGAUCUGGGACAUCAAAGAUUAUUGCACAUUCAGUGACAAGUGUCCACUUCAACCCAAUGGAACAAGCAAGUUCCAGUUCUUAAUUCCUGAACGGGUCCAGAUCAACCUUCCACACUACAUCCCCUUGAAGGAGAAGGAGGUUGUGGCUGGCCAGACCAUUUCCUUGGUUCCUCCCAAGCUUCUGAAUACCUGGAAGGACCAUUUGGACAGUGUGGCAGACAUCCUGUAUGUAGAUGCCUUCCAGCUGGUUAUCAGUGCUGGCCAGGACUGUAAUGUCAAGGCUCGGAAACUCUCCGGUGACACCGUUGGGACGUUCGGCCUGAGCGUCUGGAAAAGGCUGCGGGAUAUUCAGAUGGUUGGUGAUCCUGAACUGAGAAGAAACUCAAAGGAGGAGGAUGACACUGUAGUUGCUGCCCAGAAGGCCUUCCAUUCAGAGCUGCAGGAGGAGCGGGCUCUGGCUGAGGCCCUGGUGUACCAGCGGCAGGAGGAGGUGGCACUCGUGGCUCUCCUGAAUGGGAAGCCAGACACGGAGGCUGAAGCUUGGGCCAACCUGCAGAAGAUAACCCAGACGUCCCCGUGGGCUGGAGAGCGCUCCCAGGAAGACGUCGAGAGCAGCUGGUGCAAGUGGGAGUCCAAGGGCAAGCAGGAGAGCAAAGUUGUGGGAGCCGCGUACAAGCCUAAGGACCGGUCACGGAGUCCUGGACUCUGGUCCACCAACGUGCAGUAUGGCUGGAUGAAGUACCAGAUUUCACCUCAGAUCUACCAAAGCCUGCACUUCAACAACCUGUCACCCACCCACAUGUCUGACCUCGUGUUGCACAACGUCCUGGGGCAGCAGGGCCAGCGCACCCACCCGGUGACCCACAACCGCCAGAAGGACCCGGAUGCUGACAGGGAGACCAUGCCCAACACCACGACCAGCUCGCCCACUGCCUCCCUCUCUCCCAGCGACUCCCUCUCCUGGACAGCCUCAGGCUUCAGGUUCCUGGAGUCUGGCCUGUCCACCUCCCCGUACCUCCAGUCCUCCCCCUCGGUCUUGUCCCAGGCAUCCAGGUACAUCGUGCAGAGGUCGGCCACACCCAUGCCUGUUGCCUCGUCCGUCAAGCAGCUCUCAAGACCCCCGAAUACCACCCUUCUGUCCUCCAUGAAAACUUCCCGCAUCGGGUUCUGAGGUGGCCCACCGUGUCUCCAGUCGUCCAGCACAGUGACCAGGCCCAUGGGGGUCCUGUCUGUCCCUGGCUCACCCCUGCCAGACCCAGAGGAUACAGACCUCCUUCUAUUGACCUCCUUCUUCACUAGAGUCCCGGAGAAGAAAAUAAAUAUUUGCAGAUA
Neofelis nebulosa (Clouded leopard) is the source of this 13233-nucleotide messenger RNA. It is a transcript of the gene EFCAB8, whose product is annotated as EF-hand calcium binding domain 8. The record is from RefSeq and is a predicted model, not a curated record. The coding region runs from base 9125 to 13072 and encodes 1315 amino acids. Gene Ontology annotation, molecular function: calcium ion binding; protein binding. The transcript has 28 exons. NCBI's taxonomy places the organism in Eukaryota, Metazoa, Chordata, Mammalia, Carnivora, Felidae.